Molecule: messenger RNA, 2285 nt
Organism: Aspergillus vadensis CBS 113365
Lineage: Eukaryota; Fungi; Ascomycota; Eurotiomycetes; Eurotiales; Aspergillaceae
Exons: 1
Coding region: 448-1941 (497 amino acids)
Molecular function (GO): ubiquitin protein ligase activity
Source: RefSeq, a predicted model, not a curated record
CCAACGCCAAUCUAACACCAAUCACGCUGACCCUAAAUGCACACUAACCCCGUAGCUCGCACACCACAAGUCGCACUAUCGCUCGAACUACCAUGCGUGGUCGCUAUCUCAGCCUCUCUCUCAAACAGGGGUCAACGGUUAGCUUGCUGCUCAGCCUCGUCGCUGGUAGAGAGGGUGUAGUGAACAGCCACAAUGGCCUCCCUCAAUGUCGAGAUAAGGACCAUGGACCAUGAGGUAUAAAGGCGUCAUCUAGAAUGUCUGGCGGAUGGAAUCAAUAGACUUUUCCUUCUAAGCUUUCAACUUACCUUAUAUAUUUGCUAGAGAUUUUUGUUCUUUGCGCUGCUUGUGUUCUACGUACUUGAACCGCAACCACUGAGCAAGCGCUUCCCCUUUAGUUGUCUAUUGCAUAUCCAGCCUGCCCUUGCUGCCCAUCCAGCACACCACAUAAUGACACGCCAUCUCUCCGACAUUCUCGGAAUCUACCCAGAAAGCCAGUCCUGCGUUGGCUGGGCGCCCUCACAGGGCCGUCACUGCCGCAACCCCACAAACGCCAGAAACCGCCGACAUGCAGUUUCCCUUCUCGACCAAGGGACCCGCUUGCUCAAAGCCGGUCAGUCUAUUGAUCAUAUACUUGAGGAGUUGGCUCCUCUCGUCCUCUGCCGACAUUAUCAUCAGAACCAAGCCGCCGGCCUAAGUAAUACUUGGGUCUCUCGGGUCGAUGAAUACAUCGCUAAACAUCGAUCUUCUCCUAGGAUCUCGCCGAGUAGAUCGAUGCCUCGGCGGUCACCGUCACCAAGGAUGCGUGAUGAAACAAGAAUCAUAGAGAAUAGACUUGCGGAACUCGAAAGGAAGAUGCAGGAUGCAAUUCGUAAGGCAGAGCGAGCGGAGUGGGAGAAAGAGCAGGCGAAGAGAGACGCAGAGCGCACUAGACGGGACACUGAAGACAUGGUUAGACGAAGUGCGGCUAUGGGAUAUGCCCGAGGACAGGAAGAAGCGAGAAGAAGAGCCUCUCCACCUCCUACUGUUGAGACUGAGACUACUACGGUGGAACAAAAUGAGGCGUACGGGUUCCAGAGAAGCUCGGUGUCGAGUGGCUUGCUGUCUUCACGAAGGCAGGAUGCCCUUGGAGGGAGUGUCGAGACAACCUUGCAGGUCAACACUUCUACCAGCACGAACGUGCAACUACACAGAAGCACAGUCGUUAGCACAACCAGGGUCCAGAGGACAAGCGAUGGCUCAGCUACUCCUGCUCAAGCUGAACGACGUGCUGCUACCCCGAGCUCUGUGUCCAGAAUAGUCGAGAUCGGUGAUACUAGCGAUGCGCUAGCUACUCCAUCUCCUGCCCAGCGAAGCAGCACCAAUGUUACCUCCGGCUCCAACACCACGAGCUCGAGCACAAUAAGAGCAAUUAGCCUUCCCAGCGCAGAAACCGAGUCUGCCAAUACCACAACUACACUCAACAGUGAAGAGCGUCCUUCAUCCACAACCACUCAAGGACCCGAAUCCACCAAUCCCACAGGAACCUCAGAAACUUCCACUCCAAACCCUCAACUCCCGAGCCCUCCUCCCUCAAACAACGAAGAACCUCACUCUACUCCCACAGGCACCCCAGAAUCCACAACUACCCAGGAACCUACACCCCAGUCUACCUCUAUUGCCUCUACCUCUACCUCUACCACCCCCACUCCCUCCACUCCACCCACAAUCUCAGAACAUGGCAUCACCCGCCACCCCAUCGAAGGCGACUGCUGCAUCUGCCUCUGCCCUCUACAGAGAUAUCCUACCCAAUACAGCCAUAACCCUGAGGACGACACCUCUGUCGUCUGGUGCCAGAAGCAAUGCGGAAAUAACUUCCACCGCGAGUGUAUGGAUCGGUGGAUAGCUUCGGCGCUUGAUGGUGAUCGGCAGACGAGUUGUCCGAUGUGUCGGGGGAAGUGGUGAUAGCUCUUUCCUUUCCCUUAAGUCGUCGAUUUGGUUGUUUGUGAGUUGUUGGGGUCGGAGUUUGGGAUAUAUUCCUGUUGGUUAUUGCAUGAGUUACGAUUCAUGGUGUUAUGAUGUGAUUUGAGGUGAUGUGAUAUCCUUGGUAAUCUUUCGCUUUGAUUGCUGGUGUUGGUGUUGGUGGGUAAUACAAUACCUUAAUGACUUCUAGCUCAUUUAUACUAUUUGUUAUGAUACUUAAAGGUUGCAUUCUAUUUUUAUGCAGUGUGCGUGGUAUUGUGGGGUCUAAGCUCGUAGACUAUACUACAUAGAGACUGUAUUCCUUUAGUUUACUUGUUCAUUCAUGA